Molecule: messenger RNA, 1483 nt
Organism: Vicia villosa (hairy vetch)
Lineage: Eukaryota; Viridiplantae; Streptophyta; Magnoliopsida; Fabales; Fabaceae
Product: AAA-ATPase At3g50940-like
Exons: 2
Molecular function (GO): ATP binding; ATP hydrolysis activity
Source: RefSeq, a predicted model, not a curated record
ACUAUUAUUAAUUAUAAUAGGCUUAUAGAACUUGGGCCUAAUUCAUUACACAUACCCUUAAAACUUCGAAACUUCAUCCUCUCAAAGCUACAAGAAUUCUUCUCAGGUUAUCGACCCAGUAACGAAGUCUCACUUCUAAUCGAUCAGAUUUGGGACGGAAAUACCAACAAUCUCUUCUAUGCAGCCAAAGAGUAUCUUCCUACUAAAAUAUCAAACACUUAUAAAUCUCUCAAAGUUGGAAAAAUAUCUGAUCAUGACAACCUUCUCUUAGCUUUUGACGGAAAGCAACAAGUGUUGGAUGAAUUUGAAGGCAUCAAGAUUAAAUGGAUGCUUAUUCAAAAACCCGAUAACGAUAACCACGGUUUUCAAAGUCCCAAUCCCGUUAGAAAAAUAGGAGAUCUAGGUUAUGGUUAUCCCAAAGCAUCUCGCAAGGCAAAAGAAUCUACUGAGAAUGGAUUUGUGUUAAGUUUCGAUGAGAAACAUAGAGAUAAAAUAAUGGAGAAAUAUAUUCCACAUGUUUUAAGCACUUAUGAAGCUAUAAAAGCAGGUAACAGAACUCUCAAGAUCCAUUCCAUGCAAGAUGGGCAUUGGCAACACAGUGAUUUUAACCAUCCUGCUUCAUUUGAUUCACUUGCUUUGGAUCCUGAUCUAAAGAAAUCUAUAAUUGAUGAUAUUGAUAGGUUUUUGAGUAGGAAAAAGUUUUACAAAAAAGUGGGCAAGCCAUGGAAACGCGGUUACCUAUUGUAUGGGCCACCAGGGACAGGAAAAUCUAGUCUUAUUGCUGCUAUAGCAAAGUACUUGAAAUUUGAUGUCUAUGAUUUGGAUCUUAGUUUGGUGUAUUGUAACUCACAACUCACUACAUUAAUGAGAGGAACAUCUAACAGAUCCAUCAUUGUUGUUGAAGACAUUGACUGCAACAAAGAGGUGCUUAAUCGAUCAAAGGCUCAGGCAUAUGAGGGGGCAUAUCCGGGUUUUGGACAAGCUGAUACAAAAACGUUUACUAUGUCGGGUCUUCUUAAUUGUAUGGAUGGUUUGUGGUCAAGCUUUGGUGAUGAACGCAUUUUCAUAUUUACUACAAAUCAUAAAGACAAAGUUGAUUCUGCAUUGUUGCGUCCUGGUCGAAUGGAUAAGCAUAUUCACCUCUCCUUCCUCGAAACCAAGGCAUUCAAAAUCUUAGCUUCUAACUAUUUGGACAUUGAAGAACAACAUCAGUCACUCAUUCAACAAGUUGAAGAGCUAUUGGAAAAAGUAGAUGUCACCCCUGCUGUAGUGGCUGAACAUUUGUUGAGAAAUGAGGAUGCUAAGGUUGUUCUAGAAGGACUUUUUGAAUUUCUUCAUGAAAUUUCAAUAGAGGAGAAUGAAGAAUAAUGUUGGGAAUUUUAUUUGUAUAGUUAUUUCAUAUCUUGUAAUGUUUAUCAUUAGAUACUCAAAAUUUUGUUAGAAAGUCUGCACAUGUAUUCUCUUUGCAGAAAGUAUCCUUAAA